Messenger RNA from Leopardus geoffroyi (Geoffroy's cat), 1041 nucleotides. RefSeq names its product S100 calcium binding protein A16 (gene S100A16). The coding region runs from base 222 to 533 and encodes 103 amino acids. Gene Ontology annotation, molecular function: calcium ion binding. The transcript has 3 exons. The record is from RefSeq and is a predicted model, not a curated record. Gene Ontology annotation, cellular component: nucleus; perinuclear region of cytoplasm. NCBI's taxonomy places the organism in Eukaryota, Metazoa, Chordata, Mammalia, Carnivora, Felidae.
AACCCCAGGGCCAAGUCAGAGGGAGCUCAGUCACUACCUCCCCACCGAGCCAGCUCCGCCAGGCACGGCCAGAGUGGGACAGAUUCUGGGAGCGAAGCGGGGAGGAGUCCUGGGUCGGCUGAGUGGGGAGCCGCUUGGCGGUGCCUGAGUCCAGGCCCCAGAGCCCUGCUGGAGAGGAAGCAGUCCUGGGAGGCAGGCCCCGCGAGGAGUGAGGCGGUGAGAUGGCAGACUGCUACACAGAGCUGGAGAAGGCCGUUGUGGUCCUGGUGGAAAACUUCUACAAAUAUGUGUCUAAACACAGUCUGGUCAAGAACAAGAUCAGCAAAAGCAGCUUCCGGAAGAUGCUUCAGAAAGAGCUUAACCAUAUGCUGACGGAUACAGGUAACCGGAAGGCUGCUGACAAGCUCAUCCAGAACCUGGACGCCAACCACGAUGGGCGCAUCAGCUUUGACGAGUACUGGACCUUGAUAGGCGGCAUCACGGGCCCCAUCGCCAAUCUUAUCCGCCAGCAGGAGCAGCAGAGCAGCAGCUAGAGGACCCCUCCCACCGCCCCUCCACGCCCAGCCCCUGGUACUCUUCCCGGGCUCCCCGCAGCCUCCUCCACCCACCCAGGCCCCCCUCCUCCCUCCUCCCUGCACGCCCCCUGCUGAACAGGGGAAUGGGCCCCUCCAGAGGGUCGUGGUCUGGGGGUGCCUCCCAAAGGGUCUUCGUCCCUGGAGCCAGCAGGCCCCGGGGGCCCCUCUGUGAGGCUUCAGGGCUGCUUGGGGUCCCUGCGAGUUUCCUGCUCAGUCCACCAACCCCUCCAGCGUCUGAUGCUCUGCCUGAUGCUGGGUGUCUCCUGACCUCUGCUUGGGGUCUCCCUGCCCCCCCGGAAGCAGGAGCAGAGGCCUCUCCUCUUUCUCUCAGCCUGUGUGCUGGGGACAGAAGAUUUCCAGGGACUGUGGGUCAGGGAACAGUCGAGCAGGGCUGCCCCCACCCCCGCUCCUGUUCACCACUGAUGCGGUGGCAAUAAAGGCUGGAUUUGGAGUUUGUACCCCCUCA